Molecule: messenger RNA, 9783 nt
Organism: Lytechinus pictus (painted urchin)
Lineage: Eukaryota; Metazoa; Echinodermata; Echinoidea; Temnopleuroida; Toxopneustidae
Product: neuropeptides capa receptor-like
Exons: 1
Coding region: 1101-2327 (408 amino acids)
Biological process (GO): G protein-coupled receptor signaling pathway
Cellular component (GO): plasma membrane
Molecular function (GO): G protein-coupled receptor activity
Source: RefSeq, a predicted model, not a curated record
GCUGGAGAGAGAACGAGGUCUACCACACUCUCACAUGCGCUAAGGGGUGAACAAAUUACCAGCGGGCUUGGCGGUUAAGAAAGGAGAAAAACUCGCGUGAUGAGAGCUCAUGCCCAGCCAAGUAGUGUGAUUGUGGAGCUCAACUUCGCGGUAGCUGUAUGAAUAACGAUCUUCCUUAAACUGAAAGAUCUUCGCUAGGGAAAUGAACUGUUUUUGUGUUUUUUUCUCCCGUCAUCCCGCCUAAUUCGACUUAUCUAAACUAAUUGGACAUUUCUACGUUGGUCGAACAACUGAACGAACCGUGUUUGAUUGGGUUUAUAAGAUUGUCAUUGUCGUUUUGCCAAGAUGUUGUUGUCCGGAAUUCUCUACUCUUUUCUUUUGAUGACUUGCUUUAAGAUACUACGAAAUAUGAUCACCGUUAUGUAGAUCAUGUACACAUGAAGAGUUCGGAAACGAUGAACAUUUGAUUGUUAUGUUUCGGUUCCGAAACCAGAAGAUAUUUGGUUGACUGCUUCGGAUUUUUAAAAAGUCCUAAUAGGAUAAACACAUCCGAUUAGUAUAAACUAGGAUUUCGCACGAUGUAAGUCUGAUGAAAUGUGACCUCCAUAAAUUCAUCUUAGGACUGAUACAAGUAAGAAAUCCAGUGGUUUGAGUCAAACCCAAAUGUGAUUCACGCAAAGAAACACAGCUGGUGUAUUACUUAUGCUGUUAUUACUUCGAAAAUAUAUCGUACAAAGUAAAAGUCUCAUAUAAGCGUUGCUAUAUACUUCAUAGUUCUUACUCGCUUCUAGGUUAUUCCUGGAUAUCAUCAUAAAGGCAAAAUUUUGAAAUCAAAAUCUACAUCACGCUUACGAACAAGUUUGUAUUGAAAGGAGAGUAUACAGUAUAUAUUGCCACGUUAGACAAUGUACUUUAUAAACAUAAUUUUAAAGCAAAUUACCAUGGUGUGAAUCAGUGGAUGCAGUGAACGCGAAAGGCCGCUGCUAAAUUCAUGGUGUGAGAAGACCUUCAUAUUGAGUUCCCAUGGUGAUACACGUUCUGUAUCUCGGAGAAUCACCCGUCAUCAUUUUCACCUACCAUUACACGGCAUUGAGAUCACAAUGGAAAGUGAAUAUUUUGACGGAUACACGAUCGACUACGGUUACUUCGAAAACUUCUCGAUGGACCCGAAACACAUGUGCUUUUCACAACGAAGGGUAAAUCUUUCAGAUAUUACUGAUUUUCUCUACAUCGGCUAUGAACGGUGGGUUAUUUCACUUAUUCUUCCUCUGAUCCUAACGACUGGGUUGGUGUCCAACCUGGCAUUUCUCUACGUGGUAGCCCGCGUCCAAUCAAUGCGAACAGUUGUGAACCAAUACCUUGUGCACUUAGCUAUUGCAGACAUGCUCUUUCUUGUCGGUGCCAUUGGCAAAAAACUAUGGCAGUACUGCGAGUCACCGAUAAAGGACGACGAGGGCUCAGCCCUCGGACCCAUCAUGGUUAUAAUAAGCCAUCUGCUCGUUUACACCACCAUAUUUGCUUCAGAGCUUCUUGUAACGCUGGUAGCACUAGAACGCUUCUAUGCUGUAUGUAGACCAAUGGUAGUGUUUGCAGCGAGCUCAAACAACAGAAAGGUUUCAAACCUUCUUUGUUUAGUUUGGUUGAUUAGCGUAAGCUUGGCCGCAUCUACAAUACCUUCCAUCCUGAGGCCGGUAAAAAUUUGCAAUAUCUGGCCGGACGAGUAUAGUUACCUGCAAGAUUCGUAUGUCAAGUAUUCCGGAAUUAACCUUAGCAUCCAAAUAUACACCUACGUUAUCCAGACAGUGCCAUUCUUUGUUGUGAUGAUAAUCAACAGUAUACUGUAUGUCUGGAUUAUGAAGGAGAUGGAGAGACGUCUUAAGGCCAUGGAACGACAUGACCUUGACUUGCAGACUAAUGUGGAAAUUCGAAACCAAGUAUCGCGAAUGUUAAUUGCAAACGGAAUAAUAUUUUUCAUCCUCAUGGCUCCGUUUCAAUUCGGAUCUCUUAUCAAUGUGCUUAAUAAACUGUUAGAUUCAAAUUUUUCUGUUAAUGAUCACGAGAGUUUCCUCUAUAUCGCUAGAUUAAUGGUGUAUUGCAACUCAGCAAUAAAUCCUAUAAUCUACAAUAUUUCAAAUUCACGAUAUCGAGCAGCUUUUGAAGAAGCAUUUUGUAAAAAGUGGUGCCAAAAAAGGAGAUCGCGGCGACGCCCCCCAAAGCAGCUCGGAAAUCACAGCUCUGUAUACGCCACGUCGAUCACGAAAGCGUCUAACAGCGAUUCUAGUCUAGCUGGAAAUCCACCAAAUAAUGGUAAUGAAACCUGUGUCUAAACAUCGCCACUUUGUCUUUAUAGAUACAUUAUGUCUGAUACCUGAUCAACAACAACAAAAAAAUGCUUUACAAUCGAAAUUGCUAAUACUUUUAAGAGACAUUUCAGUAUCGAUCUAUUCUCUGGAAACCUUGAUGCUUGCUUUCAGUUAUCUUAAUUAUUUUAAUAACUAAAUGAAAAUGUCCCUCCAAGUGCUCUGCAAAGUUCAUUGAUUGAUUAAUUCCGGACAAUCCACUGAAAUUCAUUUUGUUUUUAGUGUUUAUAUUUUAUUUUUGCCUAAACAUUGUUUCGAUAACAGCAUCAAAAUCAGGUAAUAUUUUAGCAUUUAGGAUCCUUUCGUUAAAGCCGUAUUGCAACAUUAUCUGUAAUAAAAACGAAAAACAACGAAAAUAUUAUAAUUUUUUGAAGAACCUGGUUCUAGAAACAAUGAAUUCUCAAUGCCUAAAUUUGAUCGUGUCGAAGAUUACUUCUGGAUUAUUUUUAAAUCUGUUUAUUUUUUAAUUUCGAUUCACAAUUGAGAUUGAAACCCGUAUAACGAUAUUGAUUUUUUUUUUUUUUGCUCGGGGAAUAAAAAACUCAAGCGGUCGGUUAAAGGUUCGAGCAAAUUGUCUCCCGAAAUGUGGAAUAGAGGGAGGAGUAAGAAAUUUCUUAUCAUAUGUUGGAGAAAAAGACACCACGUGUUUCGUAGACAUUAGAACUUGUGAGAGUCAACAGACUUACUAAUUAUUAUUCCCAGUUUCAAGGCAAUUGAAAUGCCUGAAUGAGUGAGGAAUGGCGAAGCUCCAACGGACGUUAAAGCAUGUGCUUACGCUAAGACACUAUUCUUGGACAUCGCAUGGUUUGGGGAAGCAACAUCAAGAGAUACGCUUUCUAGCAUUUUCGGACCGAUGCGUCCAAAACGCCUUACCUGGGAAGUUUUUACGUUGAUAACUCUCUAUCUCUAAAGAAUUAUCUACAAACUCAUGAAUUGCGUGGUGUCCAUAGACUCAUGUUGUACUGAAGACUUGUCGCGUGUUUACAUAUUUUCAAGUAUAGUAAAAUGAAGUCUUGCAUUUUGAUGGGUUGUGAUGAUCAAAGUGAACCAUGCUGAAGGUGCCUGUUAAAAUUGCCUAAAAUUGAAUGGGUGUCGUUGUUCUGUACAUUUUCAGCACACACGCCGGCCGGUAUAGCGACCAAGAAGACCAGUAGAGCCUCACGAACCCUUUAAAUUCUUUAAAGGUUAGGUGAAUUACAGUAAUUUUCUCUGAUACUUUCAUGUGGUGAUACCACAACUAGGGGAAAUGUCAAAUUGCCAUGUUAUUGUUGAAUUAUCUUUCUCCCUAGAUUUUUUUACCUUCAAAUCUAUUUCUUUUUCGCUGUUUCGUUUGUAAAUUUCACUCCACAGAUAUUUGCUUGUAUAUUUUAAGGAGGGGCUGUACGCAGUUACUUCACAUAUAAAUACACAUGUAUAUACAUGUAUAUACACGUAUACUUAUAAGUGUUUUUAUCAUAUUUUUGAUAUCACAAAACGAUGGAGGAAAGAAGCAUUAAGUAUGGCCUUUAACAUAACAUUCGUAAGCUUUCAAUUUUUUUUCCUUGCUUGUAUGAAGAAUUGAAGAUAAUAUACCUGGAUAAAAAAAAUUACCUUCCCAUGAUCAUAAGAAUGAUGUUGAAAUUAUGGGAAUUUGUCUAAUAAAUAAGCCCAAAAACUGAGCUUUUUAAUUUUCCUUUUUUUUUCAUGAAGUGGCUUGGGAAAAGAUACCUUCUUAAGAGGCUUUAUUUCUUAGAGUAUUUAGAGCCUUUAGACUUGUAACACACUGUGUAGCAGCAAUGUCAGUGGCAGAUAUGUUAAAUAUUGAUGUCCUAAGUGUUCGUAGUAUCGUGAUUAUUCAAAAUUUUAAGAAUGAACAAUAUUUAGUUCACAUGUUACCAUCAAAACGUCUGGAAAAGUUACACUAGAAAUCAUGUUAGUUUUAUAUUCGUAUGCAAAUGUUCAUGUCAUCAGUGUUAUUGAAUUUCAUGUUACCAUUAUUACCCUCAUGAUAUUAUGAAAAAGGAUGAGUUAACCGAUUACUUUCAAAAGGUCUGGAAAAUCUGAUUAAAAUGGGGUUAGUUUUUAGUUUUCAUGCAAAUUUCAAAUAAUACAUGCAAAACCCAUUUUGAUAAUGUCGGGGUCACAACUUUACAUGUACCUCGUACAUAAAUAAUGAUCAAUAUCUCCGUCCACCCACUUUGUGAAUGCGUGUCUCAGUUUCAGAUAGAUUCAAGAAAGAUGAAUUUCACAAGAUUUACAUAAUUUCUUACCUUCCGGCAAGACAAUGACAUCACUUCGAAGUGUAUUCUAGAGUUACUAUACUGAAUUCGGACUUCUUAAAAUCUUACCCACUGGCCGAUUCAAUUGUCAGAGGAAAAGCAUGAAAGAUGGAAGGAUAUAUUGAUUUUAUUACGAAAUGUAGAAUAUUAUACAUUUCACAUUGUUCUAUUUAAUUGCUAAUGAGUGAGUGACUUUGACAUAAGACAUAUUUCUUAAACGCUUUUUAUUGCUUCUUAAGUCAUUUUUUAUGUCGUUUACAUUUUGAUAUAUUUUAUACUACAUAAUAUCAUGUAUUAUUUUAUCCUAUUUAUAUUCAUAUUUUAUAUUCCCUUUUUUAUCCAAAAUUAUUCCACUUGUUAUCAUUUCAAGGAAAAGUUGGAUGCCGCAUUUGGCGCAAAGAAUGGUGGUCGGAAGUAUAUUCCUUGAAUGAAUUUUUUUUUUUUUUUUAAAUGGUUUAUUGCUUUUAUUUCCAAAUUAAUAUUUGAAAGCCAAAACUAACCCAUGCCCCUAAGACCACCUCUAAAAUUUAACACUUAGAACAUAGCUGGAAAAAAAAUACCCUCAAAUUCUAAUUAAAUGUAAAAUCGUUUUUGCAAACAGCAAAUAUCACGACUCGAGCUGAUUCCAGAAUAAUGAUGUUGUUUUAUUUUACCAAUUGGUAAGGGGAGAGACUCCAUUACACUCCCUUGGGGAAAGAAAUCAAUACAUUACUCUAUAUUCGUAAUUAAAGCGCCUAGCAUCUAUUGAUUUGGUUGACGAAAACCCUUGGUCCGCCAUGCUAUGAGGAUAUUGACUCAGAUGUAUCAAAAUGUAACCAAUAAUUGGUUCUUCCUCUUCUAAAUGGUGAGGGAAGAUCUGAACUUCUGCAGUAUGAUCACGGCCAAAUUUCCAGUAAACAUUGUUUUACCAUAUGUUUGUACAGAGUGUCAACUGCUGAUAUUCACUUCCCUCGUUAUUACUGUGCUUGUGCCUAAAUCGGUAAAUUGCUUAUCAUAAUAUCUUAAUGUGUGUCAAAAAAACAUGGUAAAAAAUCAAUAUUUAGGAAAAUUACGGUCAUAUUGAUGAUACUCACAUAUCAAGAAUCACCAACGACAUUUAUCUUAAUGCCCCCCCCCCCCCCCUAUUUAAGAAGAAUACUGAGAAUCUCGAUGGAUUAUGAAAAUACCCUAUGGUGAAUUGCAUAACAUCUUUAUACAAUAUAUCAUCUUAAAGGACAAGUCCACCCCAGCAAAAAAGUGAUUUGAAUAAAAAGCGAAAAAUCCAACAAGCAUAACACUGAAAAUUUCAUCGAAAUCGGAUGUAAAAUAAGAAAGUUAUGACAUUUUAAAGUUUCGCUUAAUUUCACAAAACAGUUAUAUGCAAAUCCUGGCUGGUAUGCAAACGAGGAGACUAUGACGUCAUCCACUCACUAUUUCUUUUGUAUUUUAUUAUAUGAAAUAUGAAAUAUUCUAAUUUUCUCCUCAUUGUCAAGUGAUACAACGAUUAUUUCCUCCCUGAACAUGUGGAAUUCGCCUUGUUUAAUGCUAUAUGGUUCAGUCAAGUUGGUCCUUAUUGUCAAAUCUAAAAAAAUGAAAUAUUGCAUAAUUCAAACAAUAAAAAACAAAAGAAAUAGUGAGUGAUGGACAUCAUCAACUGACUCACCUAGUUGUGCAUAUCACUGUUUUGUGAAAAAUACGCGAAACUUUAAAAUGUCAUAACUUUCUUAUUUUACCUCCGAUUUUGAUGAAAUUUUCAGCAUUAUGCUAGUUUGAUUUUUCUCUAUUUAUUAAAGUCAGCAUUUUCUGGGGUGGACUUGACCUUUAACGGAAUCACGCCAGUAGAAAUCGGCAGCUAAAAUAAUUACUAGAUGAAACAUGAAUUCUCGUUACGACACAAAUUUUAGAAGGCCGACGACAUUAUAAUAAUUUCAAUUGAAUUGUCAUCGGUUGAAUCUGAAUAUCAUCGUCAGAUUAGUUUUUGUUCAUAUAUUGCCUUACUCUUGGAAAUAAUGGACUAUGUUUACAAUGUUAACAGAAGCAUUUCAAAUAUGAGAAAUGGAAAACAUGUAUAUGUUAUUCAUAAUUUGUACUUGUUUUCUUUUGCUGCCCUAAAUUUUGAAUUCAUGAUUUGCUUUGGAACACGAUCGAGCCAAAUCAGGAUUUUGAUUUAAAUCCUAUAAAUUAUCACACAACUGAUUUAAACUUUGUAAUCGUAAAUCAAUUGGUCGACUGGUUACGAUUCAAAAUCGAUCAGGAUCUCUUUUAAAUUAUGUGAUUUAGAUAUAUGUUAUUUACCGUACUAAAACUAAAUGAAAGUCUUUAUCAUUAUGUCACUAGGUAUUUUAGGUUGUAAUAUGACGGUGAAAAUCAUUUGACUAUGUAAUUUUCGCGUUACAUGCACAAUCUUCAUUCAGUGUGCAUACGUAUUGUCAUGUUACUAUUUAUUCACAGUGUUUCACUUGUUCCUCUCUCUCUCUUCUUUUAUUUCUUCCUAUCUUUUUUAUUUCCUUUAUUUUCUUCUUUGCUUUUCAUUCAUCUUUAUUCUGUCUAACUGUCUAUAGAUUCCUCUCAAUUUCUCCAUAUUAUGACAUUGGAGUAUUAUUUCAUCUUGCAGUCAUGGUCACUGCGAGAUUUGAUAAACCAAUUUAUCGACACCGAUUCUCCUUAUUGUCAUGUGUGUGUGUUUAAAUUGUAUAAAUUACAAAUUAUUGUAAAUAUUGUAAAUAUGUUCAAAUGGAAAAAAAAAUCAUUUAUUUCGUCCAAAAGCUUUGUAAAUAAGAUGGAUAUAACAUCACAUGUGAAUAAAGUAUGUUGGGAAAAGCACUCUUGAAAUAAACCCUUUCUACUAUUUUUUUUCUUUCUUUCGCCGAAUCCGUGAGUCUUAUACAUGUAUGUUAUAAACUCGUUUUUCGAUGGUAUGAUCACUAGUAAUUUUAGAGUCGAUUGACGUAAGCAUGUGACAUCCUUUGACGAGCUCCUAUGUGGCGGGAAAGUGUAUCGCUGAUGAAAAUAAGGACUCAGUGUGGAUUUUUUCGCAACCAAUACGCAGACGCUUUCUGGAACGCACGAAAUCUAUGACAAAGAGGUCUUUUUCGAAAAUCGGUGAAUAAAAACAGCAUAGUACGUCCUUGACAACGACAUAUAUUCAAUUUUUCACCAGAAUAACACUUCAUGACGAUAAUGUCCCGGUUCACCGAAUGUCGACAAAGUCCUCUCAGCUGUUCAUUAUGAUAUGACGUUCAUUUUCAAUAGCUUUACUAUGUUGUAUUCGUCCUCGUUGACUUGCGAAAACUCUUUAUUAUCGCAGAGGGACAUUCAAUCUCAUGUCACGCUGAUUCCCCCCCCCCCUCAAAUCCUGAUCCUCUUGCUACCCUACGCUCUACUUCUCUCAACAUUAUUCUCCUUUUUUAUAACACCAACAAUCAUAAUAGUCCGAAGUUCAAGGGUCUCUGCAUUGCGAGUCACAAAAUACAAUCUAAAAUAUUGCUCUGCUAGUUUCAUUUCUUCCACCAAUUGUAACGGGAACUAGUUUCCCAUGAAAAAUUUACAUCUCUGAUAUUUAGUUAGAGAUUGCAUGUAAAUAUAGCAUCAUGACUUGACAGAAUCGGGCUUGCGAUAUUAGUAUGUACGGAUUCUUUUAAUAAGUACCUGUGUGGCGUAUUUCAUCGUAAGCAUUAUGAGAGGAUAUACGGGCUUAAUUGCAGUAGCUGUUAAAGCGGCUCCUGGUGUUAAAUUCAACAUGUGUUUACUCUUUUUCAGAUUAUUAUAGAAAUUAUACAAUUUGUGUGAAGGCCUAAUAUGCUGCACCUUAUAUCACUGACCAAAAUUUUUGUUAGUGUCAAGUUCUGGAUUAUCAACCAAAAUAGUGCCACCAUUGUAUUGGAAUUACGCCUUGAAACAACACUUGAUAACAACCUAUAAAAGAGCGGUCUGCAGUCUGUUUCAAAUCUUUGUGGCCAUUUAUCAGGGUGAAAUUAGUCACUUCAAUAUAGGAGGUCUGAAAUGGCAAUUUUCCCCUUGAAUUUGUAUUCACCGAAAUGUAACCACACGAUAAACAUAUUAAGAGUCAAAAUAAUGUAGGAAUGGUAAAGUCUAGCAAUAAGUAGUUAACAGCCAAAGCACUAGAACAGUCACCGACAAUGGUAAUUUGGCGGACUACAUUCAAAAGAUGACUCUAAUUAUUACUCCAGACAAAGGACAACUUUGCCGUUAAUGUGAGCUCACUCAUGAAAGAUCCAGGUGAUUAAAUUUAGCCUUACAAUGUUAAAAAAGAAGUUAUUUUUUUGUUACCGUAAAAUUAGGAACAGUUUCUUUGAGAUUGCGACACCAUCAGGAAAAUGCCUGCCCGGAAUGCCUGAUGCUAUAAAGGUCACAACCCGUCGUUCGCGUACAGCGCAGCCUGCAAUCGAGUUUUAAAACGUUGAAAUUGAGGAGUGCCUUGAUCUUCUGUGGCGCUGUAAGUUCGCCUCAAGAUUAAAAAAAAAAUCCAUGUUAAUAAGUACGAUAGUAGCUACCCAAGAGAAGACUACCGGGUUCGAGCACGACAAAGAUCGACGUAUAGGCCUAUACCUACGGGUCGCAGAAAUUUUCUUAGAUUCAAUUGCAGACAGUGAUGAGCGUGUGUACAAAGACACGAGGGUUUCUGUUUGUGACCGCAGCUUUACGCGCUCUCAGUGCUCGUGGAAAGUGCAGACGUGUGCCUGUGACGCAAAGACAAGAUUCACCGCUGAUCGUACGUACGGAGGUGCAUGGCAAGUUUCGACCGAGUCAUAAAUAAGUGUUGGUUUUCGUUGUCUACGAACUACUCCUUAUGCGAGUAACUAUGCAGAUCCUUGUGCAGAGGAAAUGCGCAUUCAUAAUGAAUAUGAAAUGAAAAGCAAAAUAUGAAACCUGUUGAAUAGCGAGGAUGGAUGAGUUAUGUCCUUAUGCUUAGCCAUAACAGGGCUGGAUAGGCCUCCCUGCCCCUACAUUUCAAAGUCAAAAUCGUAUAAAAAAAAUCCGUGACGUUUCCGGACAUUUUACUUUCAAGUUCGCGAUUCAGAAGUUACCUAACAUUUUAUGAGGGCAUGCCAGACGUUAUUGCUUCUUAGAAAACGUGAUUUGAUGUACUUAUCCAAUGCAAAUUAUGCAGUUUCAAUGAUAUUAUGCAGAUCUCGUUUAUAACAUGAUCACACAACAAAUACCCC